AAUUGCUCAGUAGUGAGGUCAGAGGGGAAGCUCCCCCAUCUGGACACACCCAGCAUCGCCGGGGCCAAGAGAGUCUCUCCACACUGACGCAGACAAGCCUUCACACUCAGCCUGCCCUGCCUCACUUCACACUCCCUCCACGGGGCUGUCCUGCACGGGGGGAGGGAGGCGCACAUCACCCAGGCGUGCUCACCAGCACACCCGCGGGGAGCUUGCUGUCACUCUGCCACACGGGGUCGCCCUAGCCGACAUGUGGCUCUCAUCUGAAAAGUAGACGCAGCCAGCUGGGAUGAGAGUGUAGCGUCUGACAGGGAGGGAGGUCAGUGCCGGACUUCUGUGGGCUGGGAGAAGAGUAACGUUGGAGUCGUCGCCAAAUUAGCUGUCCUUACAAAACACGAGUGUAAGUUAGGAAUCCCUGAGGAGCACCUCCUUCGCAGGAGGAGCAGGACUGGACGCCGCGGCACGCCGGCUCUCCUGGGAACUCCUCUGCUGCCGCCGCUUUGCGCCGAGGAGCCUCGGUGAUCACGAGCAGGAGGCCUGGGGCUCCGUGCCGGCUUCCAGCAUGCGGCCCGGCCGCCCGCGUGCAGGAUAAUGCGCGGAUGGCUUAGCGCAUGGAAAGGGAACUUGCCCAGCGUGCUGUCUGGCCUGUACGUGCAGUUCGUCCUGCUGCUGGGCAGCGUGGGGCUGGCCAGCACAGAGAGGACCUCCGUGGAGUUGGCCACCAUCAUGAACUGCUCGCAACACGAGCGUCACACCGGGAACUACGAUUACAUGGAGGGGGGCGAUGUACGGGUCAGACAGCUCUUCAGCCGGACACAGUGGUUCCUCACGGUGGACGACACUGGCAGAAUUGGCGGCACACAGGACCCCACCAACUGCUACAGUAUUCUCGAAAUUCGGACCGUCUCGGAGGGCGGGGUGCUGGCCAUCAAGGGGGUGAAAAGCCAGUACUACAUAUCCAUGAGCCACUCCGGAGUGCUGCAGGGCAAGAAGAUCUACAGCGAAAGCUGCAACUUCAAAGAGAUUUUCCUAGAAAACUACUUCAACGCAUACUCUUCAAUGAAGUGGACGAGACAGAACGGUAAACAGAUGUUCCUGGCACUGUCACAAAAGGGGAGGCCUCUGAAGGGCCGGAAGACACGCAAGGAGAACAUCUCGUCUCAUUUCAUACCUUUGAAGUGCAAAGGGGAACCAAUUGUGGAGUGAAGGUCUCAUUCAGUCUCACUGCUGCCCCCAGAGGUAAAGAGGGGUACAGUUCUAAUGGGUCCAUGUUGAAUGUCUUCUAAAUGUCCAAUGUAGUCAUGGGACAGCACAAAACCACUGUCAAACAGGUAAUAACAUGUCUAUUAAUCAUUAUUGAUACAGUAAUUAACCCAGUCAAAUGACUUUAAAUUAUUUUGUUUUUACAUCGUCAGUGUGUUAUUUGCAUUUUUCUAAUAGCUGUUUAAUUUUAAUGUUAAAGUGUUUGCUGCUGACCCAAGUUAAGUUUAUAUCCAAAAUGUACUAUUCAUUCACUACUGUGUUACAAGGUGUUUAGUGAUUAAUUUAAAAUAAUUUACUAGCUAAAAGAGUGGUCUGUAAUUCUCUGGGCAUUUUGCAACUACAUUUGAGGGAGUCUUGACUUCCCUAGAUCCUGUUACAUUAGAAAACUGUCAGGUUGUAAAUAAAAGGAACAAACUGUAUGGCCUGCCACUGUCACACUAUGCUGGAGGUCAGAUUGGGCUUUCUGCACAUUUAGACAUGUUAGAACCAUGUUUUCUCUGAAUCUCUGAAAUUGUUUUCCAUAAUAUAUGUAAUUGUAUAUAUUAAUGAACAACCAUCGUCAAUAUUGUAUUAAUAUAUGUAUGAAAGUGAACCUGAAGAUGUUUUCUUCCCUGUACCGUUAAGUUGUGAAGCCUGGACAAACUGUUGUGAGUUUGUGAAGAGACAAGACACUGACCGCUGCUCGUUAAUCAGUAAAAUUACUGAUUAAUUAUCCAGAAA
Paramormyrops kingsleyae is the source of this 1983-nucleotide messenger RNA. RefSeq names its product fibroblast growth factor 7-like. Gene Ontology annotation, molecular function: growth factor activity. The record is from RefSeq and is a predicted model, not a curated record. NCBI's taxonomy places the organism in Eukaryota, Metazoa, Chordata, Actinopteri, Osteoglossiformes, Mormyridae.